CCAGAGAACCGGCUUCCAGCAAAGCUCCCGCCGGCGAUCCUGUGCAAUGUUUGGCCUCCCUGGCUGCCGAGGCGCCGCGGCUUGCGGCGGGGGAAGCGGGCAGUGUGGGUCCCGGGCAGGAGCGCCCAUCACCUGUUGGGGCCUCCAGGAGCGCGCGGCGCGGGGCCGGCCGGGGCAUAACCCGCAUUCCUCCGGGACCGGCCCCGCGGGCGGGCGGACGGACGGACGGACGGACGCGGGGACGCGCGCGCUGGGACGCGGGAGGCCCGGCGCUGGAAUGCAAUCUUCCCCAGCGAGAGAGACUUUGCACCGGAGUGGAGAAUAGUUUGGGGUGGGGUUUCGCACCGUCCCCUCCUCUCCACCCCCGGGCCCCCUUCCAGGCGCUUUCUGGAAGCCUUUUCAGAACUGCGCUCUGAAGUUUAAAAACCAGCGAGGAGCUUGGGCCGUAGGGCAGGGACAAUGGAGGAAAAUGAAAGCCAGAAAUGUGAGCCGAGCCUUCCUUACUCAGCAGACAGCAGACAGAUGCAGGAACAAGGAAAAAGCAAUCUGCAGGUCACAUCCCUAGAAGAUGCAGAAUGUCGCAGAACCAAGGAACGCCUUUCUAAUGGGAACAGUCGUGUGUCAGCUUCCAAAUCUUCUCGCAACCUCCCAAGGAGACACACUCUAGGUGGGCCUCGAAGUUCCAAAGAAAUACUGGGAAUGCAAACAUCGGAGAUGGACAGGAAGAGAGAGGCUUUCCUGGAACAUCUCAAGCAGAAAUAUCCCCAUCAUGCCACCGCCAUCAUGGGCCACCAGGAGAGGCUGAGAGACCAGACAAGAAGCCCCAAAUUGUCUCACAGUCCUCAACCUCCCAACUUGGGCGACCCAGUUGAGCAUCUAUCAGAGGCCUCCGGUGACUCUUUGGAAGCCAUGUCCGAGGGAGACGCUCCAAGUCCUUUCUCCAGAGGCAGCCGGACUCGAGCGAGCCUUCCGGUGGUGAGGUCAACCAACCAGACGAAAGAGAGAUCUCUGGGGGUUCUCUAUCUCCAGUACGGAGAUGAAACCAAGCAGCUCAGGAUGCCGAACGAAAUCACAAGUGCAGACACAAUCCGUGCCCUCUUCGUAAGUGCCUUUCCGCAGCAGCUCACCAUGAAGAUGCUGGAGUCACCCAGUGUCGCCAUUUACAUCAAAGAUGAAAGCAGAAAUGUCUAUUACGAAUUAAAUGAUGUGAGGAACAUUCAGGACAGAUCUCUUCUCAAAGUGUACAACAAGGAUCCCGCCCAUGCGUUCAACCACACACCCAAAGCUGUGAACGGAAACAUGAGGAUGCAGAGAGAACUUGUUUAUGCAAGAGGAGAUGGCCCUGGUGCCUCUCGACCAGGACCUUCUGCUGCACCCCACGCCAUUCCAAAUUCUCCCCCGUCCACUCCUGUGCCCCAUUCCAUGCCUCCCUCCCCAUCCAGAAUCCCUUAUGGAGGCACCCGCCCAGUGGUUGUUCCUGGGAACGCCACCAUCCCCCGGGACAGACUCUCCAGCCUCCCCGUCUCCAGAUCCAUCUCGCCCAGCCCCAGUGCCAUUUUGGAAAGAAGAGACGUCAAGCCAGAUGAAGACAUGAGCGGCAAGAACCUGGCGAUGUACCGGAACGAGGGUUUCUAUGCCGACCCUUACCUUUAUCACGAGGGGCGCAUGAGCAUAGCCUCUUCGCACGGGGGGCACCCGCUGGAUGUCCCCGAUCACAUCAUCGCCUAUCACCGCACAGCAAUCCGGUCCGCCAGCGCUUACUGCAGCCCCUCUUUGCCAGCGGAAAUGCACAUGGAGCAGUCCCUGUACAGACAGAAACCCAGGAAAUAUCCAGAGAGCCACUUGCCCACUCUGGGCUCCAAAACGCCCCCAGCCUCUCCUCACCGAGUCGGCGCUAGGCUGGUGGACAUGCACGCGCACCACAAUGCCCACGGGCCCCCCCACACCAUGCAGCCGGACCGGGUCUCGCCCAGCCGCCAGGCCUUCAAGAAGGAGCCUGGCACCCUGGUGUACAUCGAGAAGCCCCGGACCGUGCCGGGACUCUCCGGGAUUGUGGACCUCGGCCCUCCUCUAGUUGAGAAGCAAGUGUUUGCUUACAGCACGGCCACCAUCCCCAAAGACAGAGACACCAGAGAGAGGAUGCAAGCCAUGGAGAAACAGAUUGCCAGUUUAACUGGCCUUGUUCAGUCUGCGCUUUUUAAAGGGCCCCUUACAAGUAAUAGCAAAGAUGCAUCUAGUGAGAAAAUGAUGAAAACCACAGCCAACAAAAACCAUGCAGAUGGUGCAGGAACUCCCCAGGUGUCCGGUGGGAAGACCCUUGGUGCUCUGGAGUCCUCGGGGCCACCCGGGCAGCCCCUGCCUGCCGGCGCCUCUGCCAUCCAUAUGAGCCUGCUGGACAUGAGGCGGAAUGUGGCCGAGCUCAGGCUCCAACUCCAGCAGAUGCGACAGCUCCAGCUGCAGAACCAGGAGCUGCUGAGGGCGAUGAUGAGGAAGGCUGAGCUGGAAAUCAGCAGCAAAGUGAUCGAAACAAUGAAGAGACUGGAGGAUCCUGUGCAGCGACAGCGGGUCCUGGUGGAGCAGGACAGACAGAAAUACCUGCAGGAAGAGGAAAAGAUUGUCAGGAAGCUGUGCGACCUGGAGGACUUCGUUGAGGACCUGAAGAAGGACUCCGCAUCAGCCAGCCGCGUGGUUACUCUAAAAGACGUGGAAGAUGGGGCUUUUCUCCUGCGCCAAGUGGGAGAGGCUGUAGCUUCCCUGAAAGGAGAGUUUCCAACCUUACAAAACAAGAUGCGAGCCAUCCUGCGUAUAGAAGUGGAGGCCGUGCGGUUUCUGAAGGAGGAGCCGCACAGGCUGGACAGCCUCCUGCAAAGAGUGCGCGGCAUGACGGACACCCUGACCAUGUUGAGGAGGCAUGUCACUGACGGGCUCUUGAAAGGCACGGAUGCUGCCCAGGCCGCCCAGUAUGUCGCUAUGGAAAAGGCCACAGCUGCAGAAGUCCUAAAGACCCAGGAGGAGGGCCAGCCCCUCCCCGGCGCAGGCGUGCCUGGUGAUGUGAAGUCAGAAGUGGUACCCUUGACUGUUCACCACGCUCAGAGCUCUCCUGUGGUCAUCCAGCCGUCCCAGCUCUCCUCCGCGCUGCUGAACCCUGCCCAGCACUUGCCCGGGGGCACAGGUCCUCACCCGGCCAGCCCUCCUGCUGUCACAAAGGAGGCGGCACCAGCUCCUCAGUCCCCACAGAUGCCGGUGAAUGGUUCCUCCAUGCAGAGCCUGUUCAUUGACGAAAUCCACAGCAUGAGUGCCAAGAACAGGGCAGUGUCUAUCGAGAAAGCAGAAAGGAAGUGGGAAGAGAAAAGGCAAAAUCUGGACCACUAUAACGGGAAAGAGUUUGAGAAGCUCCUCGAAGAAGCCCAGGCCAAUAUAAUGAAGUCAAUUCCAAACCUGGAGAUGCCACCAGCCUCGGGCCCUCACCCGAAGGGUGAUGCCCCAGUGGACAAGCCUGAACUUUCAGAAGACUCUCCAAAUUCAGAACAGGACUUGGACAAGCUGGGGGGUAGGUCCCCUCCUCCUCCUCCCCCACCCCCACGGAGGAGCUACCUGCCAGGAUCCGGGCUCACCACCACGAGGUCUGGCGAUGUGGUCUACACCAGCAGGAAGGAAAGCACCACCACUAAGACCAGCAGUGAAGAUGCGGGACCAAGCCCACAGGCAAGAACCACAAAGGGUCCAACAGAGGAGUCUGCUUCAGCCUGGACCCCAUCACCGCCACCUGUCACUACUUCCUUCUCAAAGGAGGAGGAGGAGGAGGAAGAAGGAGACAAAAUAAUGGCAGAACUUCAGGCAUUCCAGAAGUGUUCCCUUACGGAUGUAAAUUCAAACAGUCAUGCUGAGCCGUCCAGGGUCGAUGGUCACAUUAAGGACACUAGGCCGGGGGCCACAGUCCCACCCAAGGAGAAGAAGAAUUUGGAAUUUUUCCCAGAAGACGUACGGAAAUCUGAGGUUGAAUAUGAAAAUGACCCCCAAAUGGAAUCCCGAAAGGUCACUGCAGGGGCUCUCACACCUAGUAACCCUAAGUGGGAAAGAGGAAUGGAGAAUAGUGUUUCUGAUGCAGCAAGAACAUCAGAAUACAAAACUGACAUCUUAAUGAAGGAGAAUUCCACACCCACCAAGGGUUCACUCAGAGACGGUAGAAACUUUUCCCAGAAAAAUGUGUCUAAGGUCAACGCUAGUUUUCCCGGUGUUAGUCCAUUAGAAGAUGAAAUCAAUAAAGGACCUAAGAACUCCGGGCUGCAGUCCCCCGUAUCUGACCCUGGGAAUCAGAAGAUGAAUUAUGGGAAGACCAAGGGGGUGAGUCACCAAGGGCAAGAAAAUACAGAGAAGUCUUACCUUCCCUCGGCCCCAAGACCAAGCGAAUCGACUCUUCGGGAUGUCAAAACUCAAGACCAAGAGGUGCCCAGUGCGGAGUCUGGCCAAGUUGUCCUGAGACCCAGGGGAGCAAGGCAUGCUCACGUGACCUCUCAGGAGGAAGGGGAGACCACGCCAAGUUCUCCCACCGAGGACAACUCCACCACCGACAACAUUGCCUUCAUGAUCACCAAAACCGCGGUCCAGGUCCUCUCCACCGGGGAGGUCCUUGAUAUAGUGAGCAAACAGGGGGAAGAGGUGCAGACGGUCAAUAUUGACGCCAAAAAAGAGGCGGCUUUCCGGCCAGCAGGCGCUGAAAAUGAAGAGCCGGUCGUGUGCCUGGACAAGAAACCCGUGAUCAUCAUUUUUGACGAGCCCAUGGACAUCCGGUCGGCGUAUAAGAGACUGUCAACCAUAUUUGAGGAAUGCGACGAGGAACUGGAGAGGAUGAUGAUGGAGGAAAAGAUAGAGGAAGAGGAGGAGGAGGAGAGCGGAGACCCUGUGGUCCAGAGCAACACUGUCCCCAAGCUUCCGAAGGAGGUGGCCUGGGGUGGCCCCGGAGCCGGGCAGCAGGCUGAGAGCACAUUCCAGCCACCCUCCCAUUCAGGGGAGGCCAGAGCAUCAGGGGGCCGGGAAGUGAAUCAAACUGAGCAGGGCAACGCCAGCCAAGCCCAUUCUCCAAGUUCAGAGAGCCAGGCUGAUGGGACCGAUGACCAGUUUGAAAGCCCCAAGAAGAAGUUCAAAUUCAAAUUCCCAAAGAAGCAGCUCGCCGCCCUCACACAAGCCAUUCGCACGGGAACCAAGACGGGAAAGAAGACCCUGCAGGUGGUGGUUUACGAGGAGGAGGAGGAGGACGGCGCCCUGAAGCAGCACAAAGAAGCCAAGCGCUUCGAGAUCAGUAGGUCUCAGUCUGAAGACACCCCUCAAAACACGCCUCGGAGACCCGACCGGCCGGGUCUGGAGAGCGGGGCUCUGACUUCCAGAACUGAUGAAAUCAGAAAAAAUACCUACAGGACGCUGGACAGCCUGGAGCAGACCAUCAAACAGCUGGAAAACACCAUCAGUGAGAUGAGUCCCAAAGCCUUAGUUGACACCUCGGGUUCUUCCAGCAGAGGUCCUGCUGCGAGCUCGCCCCACCUGGCCCAGGAGGCCUGUCCCCAAUCCUUGCUAGUUCUGGAUGAAGCUCCCACUGCCCCAGAGCCCCCCUCAUCUAUACCUUCAGCGUCACGUAAGGGCUCCACCGGGACCCCCCAGACAAGCAGGAUGCCGGUUCCCAUGAGUUCCAAGAACAGACCCGGAAGCCUGGACAAACCUGGCAAGCAGUCCAAACUGCAGGAUCCCCGCCAAUAUCGUCAGGCUAAUGGAAGUGCUAAGAAAGCUGGUGGGGACUGUAAGCCUGCUUUCCCCUCCUUACCUGCUUCUAAGAUUCCAGCCCUUUCUCCCAGCUCUGGGAAAAGCAGUUCUCUGCCUUCUUCUAGUGGUGACAGCUCUAACUUCCCUAAUCCACCUGCUACUAAACCAUCGGUUCCUUCUAACCCUCUCAGCCCCCAAACAGGACGAUCUGCUCCCUCUGCCUCCCUCAUCCCCUCUGUCUCUAAUGGCUCCUUAAAGUUUCAGAGCCCCACGCAUACAGGUAAAGGUCACCCUCUCUCAUUCUCACUGCAGACUCAAAAUGGCCGAGCAGCCCCCCCUUCCUUCUCCUCCUCCCCCCCCUCCCCCGCCUCCCCCACUUCACUGAAUCAAGGUGCCAAGAGCAUCAGGACCGUCCACACGCCCAGCCUCACCAGCUACAAGGCUCAGAACGGAAGUUCAAGCAAAGCCACCCCAUCCACAGCAAAGGAAACCUCUUAAAGGCCACAGCCUAUUAGGCGCAAGUCGGAGUUACGUUUAACGAAAAAAAAAAAAAUUUUUUUAACCGUCUUCGACAGCUGUUUUCCCAAGAGAAUGUAACAUAUUGCUGUAUGUUUGAAGCUUAAUGCCAAGUCCUGUGCUAACUCUCAGAUUAAUAGAUUUCAGUAAAGCUUGUUCCUUUGUUUUUACUUUGUUGCUGUUAUAAUUACAUAGUGUUUACUGUGUCUAUUCAAUACCUAUUAAAUGAAGGAAGCAUGUGUUACCCAGAGAGCGUGUGGCAGGAGAGAAGAGUGUGUGUGAGACAGGAAGAAAAAAAAAAAAAAAAAAAACUGUAUUAAGCAUGUAAAACAUGUACGAUCGCAGAAUUUUAGUAUGUUUUGUAUAAAAAUAUUUUUCAUUACGGAGACUAGACGUGAACAGAGAAAUACACGAGUGUGACUAUACAAAUUGUAAAGCAGAUACUAUAAUAUUUCCUUUUAUUUUAGUGUUAUUUAGCUUUAUUACAGAUUUCUAUUUUUGUCAAAACCCUCAUGGUUCCUUUCGAGAUCUUUUUUGCCAAAACAUUUUGAUACUGUAGCAUUGUACAUUUGACCGUAGUGUGCUAGACAAUAAAGCCAAUGAACUUCUGCACAAGCCAACACAAGGGCACACGUAGAAGGCAAAUUAUCGACCUUACUGCACUGCCGUGGAAAUCGUGUAUAAUGAGUUGCCAGCCCCAGCAAGCUCGUUUUCUUUCCUUUUUUUCUCUUUUCUUUUUUAACAUAUUGGGAUUCUAUAGUUGUUUUCUUUGCAGUAUCUAAAUCCUUCCUUUGUUGUCCGAGACCUGGUAACCCACACUAUUGCAUUGUGGAUUUUAAAAUGGACACUUCUGUACGGUUCUGUAAACUGAUCAAUUUUUGUAAAUAUAUAAAUAGACACCAAAAAUACUGUAUGGGACAGCACAUAGAGUAGUUUUCCCACACCAAAGUUAAUUUUUAGGCAUGCUUUAAACAUAUAUAUUGGGAUGGGCAGAAAUGGGACUUCCCGGACAUUUUUAAAAAGCAACCAGUUUGCACAGCUAGAGCGUUUUUGUAAAUAAAUGUAUUUGUAUACCACAGUCAUGUAAUAUACAGAACUAUAAGCAGAGACUUUGCAAAACUAAAUAAAGGGCUGCAUGCUUAUUAUUUUUUGUACCUUGUCCCUAUAACUACUUCCCAGUGAAAGAACAAAUGUUACUGUUACCACGUUCAAUGGUUUUGGCUUUGAGGGCCUAAGUAAACAUGUAACCAAACGCCAACAGAUGUUCUGAAAGUGCGACGGUGACUCAUAAUGAGUUCCUGAUGAAUCAUCCAAGUGUGGUGCCUUCCGUGUCACCUGCUGACUCUCUUCUCUGUGGCUUAUCAAGGUUUGGCUGACGGCAAGCAAACCCAGACGUGUUUCUGUCCUCAUUUACCAGACCGGAUCUUAUCCCUUUCUCUUUCUUUUUCAAAUUGCCAAUAGAAGUAAAGUAGAAAUAAAAUGACUUUAUCAC
This is a messenger RNA of Sus scrofa (pig), 7762 nucleotides long. Its product is annotated as KIAA1217. The record is from RefSeq and is a predicted model, not a curated record. Lineage: Eukaryota; Metazoa; Chordata; Mammalia; Artiodactyla; Suidae. Gene Ontology annotation, cellular component: cytoplasm.